This is a messenger RNA of Neocloeon triangulifer, 1664 nucleotides long. RefSeq names its product glutamine amidotransferase-like class 1 domain-containing protein 1. Lineage: Eukaryota; Metazoa; Arthropoda; Insecta; Ephemeroptera; Baetidae. The coding region runs from base 176 to 838 and encodes 220 amino acids. The record is from RefSeq and is a predicted model, not a curated record. The transcript has 5 exons.
AAAGGGCCAAAUCCAAAAGGGGUGUUUUCGGGAGAUCCGAGCUGUCAAAACGUUCACAGAAAAGUAAAAACCUUAACGCCUUGAUUUAUUAUUUACUUGACAAUUUCCAAUCAAUAACGGUCAGCUUAAAUAAUACAAAAGCUGACGCAUUAGUUUGUCAACCCAUUUAUUUACGAUGGCCUCAGCCACAAAACACCACUGCUUGAUUGUUCUGCCAAGCUCGCCGGAAGGUGUCUCGGCCCAGUCAUUUAUUCAGUGCUUCACUCUGACACAUUCAGCGUUCAGUGUUGCCAUUGCAACUCCACAGGGUAAAAGUCCAGAAUUCAUCAAUCAAGAUGAUCAGAGCCGCAGGUGGCUGAAUGAUUUUCGCUCCAAACCGUUUGCAAUUCCGCUCAGCUUGGACAUCAUCGACGUCAACAGAUACUCGAGCAUUGUCCUUCCACACGCCCCUGGUGCUGCCGCUGAUUUGGCCGAGGAUAAAGAUUUAGGCCUCCUACUCUGCCAGUUUGUCAGACACAAAAAAUUAGUUUGUGCCAUCGGAAUGGGAGUUGCCGGUCUUUUCUCCGCCAAAAAGGAGGAGGAUAAAAAGUGGGCCUUCAAGUCUUACGCAUUGACAGGACUGUCUGUGCUGGAGCUGUGUCGAGUACCAAAUUUCGCAACUCUGAAGAUCAUUCCAGAAGAUGUGGCUCGCGACCUCGGAGGUCAUUACUCGGCCAGCGGAGAGCUCGACGCUGUCCAUGUCAGUGUGGACAGAAACUUGGUCACGGGCCAGAACGAAGCCUCCACUCUCACCGCUGUGCAAAACCUUGUCUUGUUAGCCAACCAAAACCAAAGAUAGAACCAAAAGGAUUGCAAAGGCAACUAUUUAUUAUGAAAAAGAAAGCAGAUCUGAUGGUUGAGUUUUUGCUUUUAAAUUUUCAGUUUGGAUUAUUAUUUAAUGGAUUUGCAUUCCAAAACUUUGUAUAAAAUUGCUCAAUCUGUUCAUUAAAUUCAUUCAACUGAGAUUUGAGUCAAAGAUCUUUGUUAUAUUAUUUUGAUUUAUUCUCUAUAUAAGGAUUUAUUUGGUGAGAAAUAAAAAACGAGAAUUACAAACGAAUCUCAUAUAGAUAUAUAUGUACUUUUAUUUUUCCACUGAACUAAAAUGAGAUGCUGCGACAGUAAUAGAGAAUUAUUCAAUAGAAGUGGCAGUACAAUAUCGUUCGUAAUGAUUUCCGACAACCAACCGAACCAAAAUAUGCACAGGUAUAACAACGUGAGAGGUGUUUAAUGAGUGUGGAUUCGGGCGGGGUGGUAUAAUUAUUCUGUUUUAUGCAUGCCGAUACAACCAACCAAUCAACAGUCAUUGUAAUUAACUAUGGUCAAUGUACCAACAUAUAUUAAGUCUACGCGUACGCUCUUCUCUUAUUACAGGCCAAUUGUCUGGUACAGCGAGUACAUAGAUGUGCUGAUGAAUUUAAUUAGUAUUUAAGCGCGAGUGUGUGUCUGUGUGUGAGAUAUAUUGAUUCCAAAAGUGUGGCUAAACAACAAAUACAUAUUCAUCAGUUUAAUUAUUACUCUUCGCACAUCCUCGUCAAUUAUUUGAGCAAACAUUUUCAUCCUAAUUGUAAGCACAUAGAUUUGUUGAUAUCUUUGGUUAAUUAAAAAAUCCAAUAUUUUCUUGUUAA